This is a messenger RNA of Rhinopithecus roxellana (golden snub-nosed monkey), 723 nucleotides long. RefSeq names its product ankyrin repeat domain-containing protein 36B-like. Gene Ontology annotation, molecular function: protein binding. The record is from RefSeq and is a predicted model, not a curated record. Lineage: Eukaryota; Metazoa; Chordata; Mammalia; Primates; Cercopithecidae. The transcript has 5 exons. Bases 76 to 666 code for a protein of 196 amino acids.
GCUAACAAAGGUUGUACUUUCUUCACAAGAAAAUUAAAUAUUUGUUUUGAAGACAGAGAAAUAACACGCUAAUUAAUGCUUACAGUUACCUGUUUUAAAAAGUCCUCUCACUCUCACAAGACUGCCCUACAUUUGGCCUGUGCCACUGGCCAACUGAAAGUCAUAUCUCUCCUGGUGUCCAGAAGAUGUGAGCUUAAACUCUAUGACCGUGAAUGCAGGACACCUCUGAUCAAGGCAGUACAACUGAGGCAGGAGGCUUGUGCAGCUAUUCUACUGAAAAAUCGUGCUGAUCCAAAUAUUAUGGAUUUCUAUGGAAGGACUGCUGUACACUAUGCUGUGUAUAAUGAAGAUACAUCCAUGAUAGAAAAACUUCUUUUUUAUGGUACAGAUAUUGAAGAAUGCAGCAAGGAUGAAUAUCAACCACUUUUACUUGCUGUGAGUCGAGCAAAAGUGAACAUGGUGGAAUUUUUAUUAAAGAAAAAUGCAAAUGUAAAUGCAGUUGAUUUUCUUAACAGAUCCCUCAUACUUGCUGUUACCCUUGGAGAAAAAGAUAUAGUCAUUCUUCUUCUGCAGCACAAUAUUGAUGUGUUUUCUCGAGAUGCAUAUGGAAAGACUGCAGAAGAUUAUGCGAUCGAGACUCAGAAUAAAGUAACAUUUUCAAAAUAAUUUCUGAAUACAAAAGAGGAAAGAAGUCUGAAGAGCUUUCUGUAAAUAGCAAUCCAG